AGCUUUCGAGAGUGAGAUGCAGUCCUACACAUGGAAAUCGGUCUUCGCGCCGGUGCUUUUCCUCUUACUAAUCGGAAGCCAAGAGGCGCUUUGUAGGGCCCCCAGGGGUCCUAUACAGGAGGCUAUACAGAGUGGAGCUGCAGCCGAUUAUAAUAAGGAGGAUUGUACCUGGAGAAGAGGGAACGAUCGGGAUUCUUGUCCUGAUCCUGAUGUUCAUGUAUAUCUUCAUUCCGAACUUGGAAUGCCCAAACGAAAACUUGAAGAAUAUAGGAGAUCAGAUUGGUUGAGGGAGGGUUACGAUCCGACAAAGGAGAAUGUUAUUUUAAUUCACGGUUAUGCUGGUGGAGAUGAAUCGGUGCCAAUCGUCGUUCUCAGAGAUGCUUACCUAAGGAACGGCAGUUAUAAUAUCUUUUUGGUCGACUGGGGAGCACUCUGUGCAGCCCCUUGCUAUCCAGCAGCCGUUGCCAAUCUUCGACCAGUAGCCCGAUGUCUUGCGGGAACCUUAACCACUUUGAGAAACCUGGGAUUACCAAUUUUAAAGACCACUUGUGUCGGGCACUCUUUAGGUGCCCAUCUCUGUGGAAUUAUGGCGAAUUAUUUACUUUUUAGAAUGCAUCGCAUUAUAGGACUUGAUCCGGCGCGUCCUUUAGUCAGACCUGGUCUGGUUAAUCGACUUGACAGUGGUGAUGCUGAUUUCGUGGAGGUCAUUCAUACCAAUGCUGGCUACUAUGGAGAAACAGGAAGAGUGGGCCACGUCGAUUUCUGCGUAAACGGAGGAAAAGUUCAGCCCUUCUGUGCUAACCAGCCGAAUUAUCAGCUCUGUAGUCAUGUUUGGGUUGUUUGUUUCAUGGCUCAAAGUAUUGAUGAUGGAGGAAGGCAAUUGAUCGCAGAACCUUGUUCGAGAAGAUGUCCCUCUGGACCCAGAAUUAGUCAGAGAGCUGGCGAGUAUCUUAUCAUGGGCCAGCAUACGCCCAGUGGGUCGAAAGGCUCUUUUUGCUUAACUAGCUACGAUCCUCCCUACUGUCCAGAAUACUUCGAUGGACAUGGCGACCAAAAAUGUUGUGUUUAGAUUAUUUUUAAAGUCCUACAGAAUGUGUAGAUAAUUCUGAAAUCCCCAUAGACGAUCCGAAAAACCUUAUAUGUAGUUAUGGCAUGAUUAUCAUCAUUAUCUCAGGAAAUAAGGAAUAAUCUAUAUUUUUUCUUAAAACUGACUUCCUUUGAAAGAUCCCAAAGUUUGAUAAAAAAUCAACGACUUUGACUUGAACGAUGGCGAAUGUGCUUUAAUGUUAAGUUUUCUCCUUGGAGCCGUUCAAAAACCACUAGUCUAUAGUCUAUACUCUAUAGUCACCCUUGGAGUUUAUAACUUUGUCUGAUGAGACGAAAAAAUGUUCGAAAAAGCAUGACGUAGUUUUUGAACGGUUCUUUUGUUAUUGUUACAUUAUUUGCAUAAUAAUGAGUGCAUCGUGGGACAUUUGUUCUCUUGGUAGGAAUUACGAACUGACGUCAAAUUGGUAUUCAUCCCACAACCAAAAGAAUCUGGCACCAAGAAUAAACAGUAACCAAUAACGGUUCGAUACCGUUAUAUGUUCCAGAAUUUUAAAUCAGCGGAUAACACGUAUUAAGAGAAACAGAGAGAGAGAGAGAGAGACAAUGGAUUUAAAUUAUGUUAAGUAUUCGGUAGUAAAUGCAGACUUGCAGAUGAGUGGUUGUGCCUAUGUAUGUAUUGUAUGUAUGUAUAUGUGUUGCGUUUUUGAUUAUCUUUCAUUGGUUAUUUUAGAUUAACUGUGUCAGACUUUUUUAUGAUUUUUUGUGGAGAAUGUUUGAUCAUUUUAAUUUUAAUGAAUAUACUUUGUACAGGCAUUAGAAUAAGACAAGAGUGCGAUUAAUUGUUUCACGAAGUAUACAAAUAUAAAUAAAAACAUAUAAUAUCUAGAUUUUAGAUCAUGAAGGAAGUUUUGUAUAAGCUCUAAUCUGCACGACAUCCUUUCUCUCAUGCAGAUUUUUGAAC
Molecule: messenger RNA, 2008 nt
Organism: Belonocnema kinseyi
Lineage: Eukaryota; Metazoa; Arthropoda; Insecta; Hymenoptera; Cynipidae
Product: phospholipase A1 member A-like
Exons: 3
Coding region: 17-1069 (350 amino acids)
Biological process (GO): lipid metabolic process
Molecular function (GO): lipase activity
Source: RefSeq, a predicted model, not a curated record